This is a messenger RNA of Carlito syrichta (Philippine tarsier), 5578 nucleotides long. It is a transcript of the gene SULF1, whose product is annotated as sulfatase 1. Bases 649 to 3258 code for a protein of 869 amino acids. NCBI's taxonomy places the organism in Eukaryota, Metazoa, Chordata, Mammalia, Primates, Tarsiidae. The transcript is spliced from 22 exons. Gene Ontology annotation, molecular function: calcium ion binding; N-acetylglucosamine-6-sulfatase activity; glycosaminoglycan binding. Gene Ontology annotation, cellular component: cell surface; Golgi apparatus; plasma membrane. The record is from RefSeq and is a predicted model, not a curated record.
AUCAGUUCAGCAUGUCCCGAAAUUCACCCCCAGUGUAACUUCUGCCUCUGCUCCUCCUCUUCUUGGAACUGCCCUUUGUUUGUCUGACAGCGUUGGUUUUAUGGGGGUGUGUGAUGAUGAUAAUACGCGGGCUUAUAUAACCGUCUUCAUCUUGCAAGCACUUCGCAGACAGUCCCUAAUGAAUCUUGGGGCCGGUGUCAGGCCGGGGCGGCUUUAUCGGCAAUUGGGAACCCCCAGGCGCAGAGGCCAGCAGGGAGGGCAGCCAAGAUCAGAGGCCAGGCCUUCCUGGUUCCCGGCGCAGCUCGGAGGUCAGGGAAGAUAAGGAGCAUGACUCUCCCCCUCUGGAGGAAGGAAGUCCCGCUGUCACCUUAUCUCUGCGCCUCUGCCUCCUCCCUGUUCCCAGAGCUUUUUCUCUAGAGAAGACUUUGAAGGCGGCUUUGGUGCUGACGACCACCUACCAUCAUCUAAAGAAGGUGAAUCUGCCAAAUGACAUGCAGGUUAUUCAAGACAGAAUAAUUGCAGAAAAUCUUCAAAGGACCCCGUCUGCAGUAUAGAAAUUGAUUAUUCAACCAGGAUACCUAAUUCAAGACUUUCAGAAAUCAGGAGCCUGAGACGUUUUGUCGAUUUUGCGACAUUGGACCAAAUACAAUGAAGUAUUCUUGCUGUGCUCUGGUUUUGGCUGUCCUGGGCACAGAACUGCUAAGAAGCCUAUGUUCGACUGUGAGAUCCCCAAGGUUCAGAGGACGGUUACAGCAGGAACGAAAGAACAUCCGCCCCAACAUUAUUCUCGUGCUCACCGACGACCAGGAUGUGGAGCUGGGGUCCCUGCAAGUCAUGAACAAAACAAGAAAGAUUAUGGAACAUGGCGGGGCGACCUUUACCAAUGCCUUUGUGACAACACCCAUGUGCUGCCCAUCACGGUCCUCCAUGCUCACUGGGAAGUAUGUGCACAAUCACAACGUCUACACCAACAAUGAGAACUGUUCUUCCCCCUCGUGGCAGGCCAUGCACGAGCCUAGGACUUUCGCUGUGUAUCUUAACAACACUGGCUACAGAACAGCCUUUUUUGGAAAAUACCUCAAUGAAUAUAAUGGCAGCUACAUCCCUCCUGGGUGGCGAGAAUGGCUUGGGUUAAUCAAGAAUUCUCGUUUCUAUAAUUACACUGUUUGUCGAAAUGGCAUCAAAGAAAAGCAUGGAUUUGAUUAUGCAAAGGACUACUUCACAGACUUAAUCACUAACGAGAGCAUUAAUUACUUCAAAAUGUCUAAGAGAAUGUAUCCCCAUAGGCCCAUUAUGAUGGUGAUCAGCCACGCUGCGCCCCAUGGCCCAGAGGACUCGGCCCCACAGUUUUCCAAACUCUACCCCAACGCUUCCCAACACAUAACUCCUAGUUAUAACUAUGCACCAAAUAUGGAUAAACACUGGAUCAUGCAGUACACGGGACCAAUGCUGCCCAUCCACAUGGAAUUUACAAACAUUCUACAGCGCAAAAGACUUCAGACUUUGAUGUCAGUGGAUGAUUCUGUGGAAAGGUUAUAUAAUAUGCUCGUGGAGAUGGGAGAGUUGGAGAAUACAUACAUCAUCUACACUGCUGACCACGGUUACCAUAUUGGGCAGUUUGGACUGGUCAAAGGGAAAUCCAUGCCAUAUGACUUUGAUAUUCGUGUGCCUUUCUUUGUUCGUGGUCCAAGUAUAGAACCAGGAUCAGUUAUCCCACAGAUCGUUCUCAACAUCGACUUGGCCCCUACGAUCCUGGAUAUCGCUGGCCUCGACACACCUCCUGAUGUGGAUGGCAAGUCUGUCCUCAAACUUUUGGACCUGGAAAAGCCAGGUAACAGGUUUCGAACAAACAAGAAGGCCAAAAUUUGGCGAGAUACAUUCCUAGUGGAAAGAGGCAAAUUUCUACGUAAGAAAGAAGAAUCCAGCAAGAAUAUUCAACAGUCAAAUCACUUGCCCAAAUACGAGAGGGUUAAAGAACUGUGCCAGCAGGCCCGGUACCAGACAGCGUGUGAACAGCCUGGGCAGAAGUGGCAGUGCAUUGAGGAUCCAUCUGGCAAGCUUCGAAUUCACAAGUGCAAAGGACCCAGCGACCUGCUCACCGUCCGGCAGAGCACGCGUAACCUCUACUCUCGUGGCUUCCAUGACAAGGACAAAGAGUGCAGUUGCAGGGAGCCUGGUUAUCGCGCCAGCAGAAGCCAGAGGAAGAGUCAGAGGCAGUUCCUGAGAAACCAGGGGACUCCAAAGUACAAGCCCAGAUUUGUCCAUACCCGGCAGACACGUUCCUUGUCCGUCGAAUUUGAAGGCGAAAUAUACGACAUAAAUCUGGAAGAAGAAGAAUUGCAGGUGUUGCAACCAAGAAACAUUGCCAAGCGUCAGGAUGAAGGCCACCGGGGGCCAGGAGGUCUCCAGGCUUCCAGGGGUGGCAACAGGAAUGGGAUGUUGGCAGAUGGCAGCAACGCGGUGGGCCCGCCCGCCACGGUCCGGGUGACACACAAGUGCUUUAUUCUUCCCAAUGACACAAUCCAUUGUGAGAGAGAACUGUAUCAAUCAGCCCGAGCCUGGAAGGACCACAAGGCAUACAUUGAUAAAGAGAUUGAAGCACUACAAGAUAAAAUUAAGAAUUUAAGAGAAGUGAGAGGACAUCUGAAGAGAAGGAAGCCUGAGGAAUGUGGCUGUAGCAAGCAGAGCUAUUACAAUAAAGAGAAAGGUGCGAAAAAGCAAGAAAAAAUAAAGAGCCAUCUUCACCCAUUCAAGGAAGCUGCCCAAGAAGUAGACAGCAAACUGCAGCUCUUCAAGGAGAACCGCAGGAGGAAGAAGGAGAGGAAGGAGAAGAGGCGGCAGAGGAAGGGGGAGGAAUGCAGCCUGCCCGGCCUCACCUGCUUCACACACGACAACAACCACUGGCAGACAGCCCCGUUCUGGAACCUGGGAUCUUUCUGUGCCUGCACAAGUUCUAACAAUAACACCUACUGGUGUUUGCGUACAGUUAAUGAGACACACAAUUUUCUUUUCUGCGAGUUCGCUACUGGCUUUCUGGAGUAUUUUGAUAUGAAUACAGAUCCGUAUCAGCUCACAAAUACAGUGCACACGGUCGAACGGGGCAUUCUGAAUCAGCUCCACGUACAACUGAUGGAGCUCAGAAGUUGUCAAGGGUAUAAGCAGUGCAACCCAAGACCUAAGAACCUUGAAGCUGGAAAUAAAGAUGGAGGAAGCUAUGACCUACACAGAGGACAGUUAUGGGAUGGAUGGGAAGGUUAAUCUGCCCCAUCUUACCGCAGACAUCAACUGGCAAGUCCUGGAGGAGCUAUACAGUGUGAAUGAAAGCAUCUAUGAGUACAGACAAAACUAUAGACUUAGUCUGGUUGACUGGACUAAUUACUUGAAGGAUGUAGAUAGAGUAUUUGCACUGCUGAACAGUCACCAUGAGCAAAAUAAAACAAAUAAGACUAAAACUGCUCACAGUGACGGGUUCCUGGUUGUCUCUGCUGAGCUCUCUGCGCCAGUAGAGAUGGCCUCUGCUGAGUCAGAUGAAGACCCAGAUCAUACGGUUGGGAAAGCACCUCAUUUGACCUUGCCCGCCGACCUUCGAACCCUGCAUUUGAACCAACCAACAUUAAGUCCAGAGAGUACACUUGAAUGGAAUAACGACAUUCCAGAAGUUAAUCGUUUGAAUUCUGAACACUGGAGAAAUCGUAAAACUGAAAAGUGGAUGGGGCAUGAAGAAAUCAAUCCUCUUGAAACCGAUUUCAGUGGCAAUGGCUUGACAGAGCUGGCGCUCAAGCCCAGCCCCAGGCUGCAGUCCAUCAGCCAGCCUCAGAAAGACCUUCCCCAGAAUACUGGCCCGGAAGAGGAUAUUUUCGAAGAUCAGCUGUAUCUUCCUGUGCAUUCUGAAGGAACCUCUGCUCAUCAGACGUUCAGUGCGUCCACCAUAGAGCAGCCUAUUAAUUCCAGCACAGUGGAGAGGUUGUUGACCAAAGUGGAGAAGGAUCACGAAAAGGAGAGUUUGCGGCAUCUAGAAGGCAGUGCCUCCUCUCCACUUUCCUCUGAUUAGAUGAAAUUGUUACCUUAUCCUAAUCAUAGAAGUUCUUUUUAGCUUUUUUAUUUGUAAACUAAUAAAGGCAAUCAUAGCCACCAACAUUCCAAGCUCCCCCAGGUACAUUUGUGCAGUAGAAGUUAGUGUGCAUGUGAACAAGCAAGCGAUGUGCACACAAAGACUCUGUUACAAUUCACUAUUUGCCAAGAGUAGGAAGAAAGGCUAGGGAUAUUUUGGUUGGUUUUUAGUUUUUGGGGGUACUCAAACAGUAUUAUCUUUUGAACAUUGUAGGGACAUGAGUAUAUAAAUGUUAUCUAAUCAAGAUCGCUGGAUUGUGCCUUUACAAGUUUCUAAAACUUGACACCCUUGGUGACUCUUUCAACACACUUCCACUGCAUGCAAAAUGAAGUUUUGAUUCAUUUCUAACCACUGGAGUUUUUCAAUGCCACCAUUACUAGUACAUUGAUUUUGCACUUUGAGAUUCAAAUGCCAUGUCUAUUUGGUUCACCUUUUAUUUUUAUGGGCUUAUCAGUCUCACUGUUUGCUGUCAGUGUGACAAAGUAAAAUAGACCCCUAAAGACGACACACGAUAUGGAUCACAUAUUGUUUAGCACACGCUUUGUCAGAAAUUUUGCAUGUUUUACCUCGACUUGCUAAAAUUGAUUAGCAGAAAGGCAUGGCUAAUAAUGUUAGAGGUAAAAGUAAAUAAAUAAGUAAACAAAACAAAGAUCUCCUGUUCUCUGUCUAGCCUCAAGGUGUUCAUCAGAUGCUUAAGAUUGUUCAAUUUUGAUUAUUUUCUUGACAGGAGAAAAAGGACUGAAGACUCUCUAUCUUCCUUUAUAUCUUGUUUUCCUGGCCUGGUUAAUAAGCUUAAAUGUUGACAAAAUAUGUUUAGCUUUGAAUUUACAAAGGAAAUUUUCAAUAAAACAAAAUCAUAAUGUUCUAUAAUUUAAAUAUAUCAUAAGGGGAGUUAAUUUCCUAACAUUGUGUUAUAUGAUUUUUUUUUAAGCCCUCACCAAGUUCUACUUUCUAAGAUAUAGUUCAAAGUUGCUUUUGGAAAUCUGUAUUCUUGAAAAUAUUAUUUUCUGUUAGAUUUUUAAAUACCAGCUAAAGGAUUACCUCGCUGAGUCAUCAGUAACCUAGUCAGCUUCCCAAGAAGAUUUUUGUUUAGCUUCACAAUUUUCUUUGUUAUUUUCAGAUAAUUCAAACACUUAGAUAAAUUAUGUUUUAAGUGUUAAGGUAAACUCCUUUAAAGAAAAUUUAAUAUGUUAUAGUUGAAUCUUUGGUAACUUUAAGUCUUUAUUAUAGACUCUGUACAUAUGUUAAAAUUAACUAGCUGCUUAUGUGUGUGUCAUCAGUUGGAUGACAGAAUAAACAUAUUUAUGGUCAUGGAUGAUGUGCUUUGUACAAAGAUUUCAAGUUAUUAGGAGGCAUACUUUGUUUUUUUAAUCUUGUAUAAUAUUCUGUGAUACUUUUAUAGAACAAUUCUGGCUUCAGGAAAGUCUAGAAGCAAUAUUUCUUGAAAUAAAAGGUGUUUAAACUUUA